Syngnathus acus (greater pipefish) is the source of this 1350-nucleotide messenger RNA. It is a transcript of the gene ccdc3a, whose product is annotated as coiled-coil domain containing 3a. The transcript has 3 exons. Gene Ontology annotation, biological process: negative regulation of gene expression. Gene Ontology annotation, cellular component: extracellular region. The record is from RefSeq and is a predicted model, not a curated record. Bases 167 to 1057 code for a protein of 296 amino acids. NCBI's taxonomy places the organism in Eukaryota, Metazoa, Chordata, Actinopteri, Syngnathiformes, Syngnathidae.
AGGAGGCGUGUGAGAAGGACACUUUAGAAUUGGCUCCCAAAGUUUGCACGAAAGCAGCAGGUUCUUUGCGCUUUUCCAAUUUAUGGAGCGGACUUUUUGUAUUUGUAAGCGUCCAAUUGUAAUUCAACUUGCAAUUGCAAGCUGAAUAUCACUCCGGGGCUCCGUGAUGACGUCCACGGUUAUUCUCAUUGCACUGCUUGGCGUAUUUACGCACCGAGACACUUUGACGCACGGCUGCCAGCUGCCGUCCGAGUGGCGGCCACUGAGCGAGGGAUGCCGCGCGGAGCUGGCCGAGAUCAUCGUGUACGCGCGGGUUCUAGCCAUCCACCGGGAGCCCCUGGGUGGUGGGGUGGACAGCCUCUACAACUCGCUGCCCGUCGGAUUCGGUUACGGGUACGAGGGCGCGGAGGAAGGGCUGCUGUACUCGGCGGAGGUGGAGCUGCUAUGCGAUCAAGCCUGGGGGAGCAUGCUGGAGGUCCCGGCGGGGUCCCGGCUUAAUUUCACCGGCCUGGGCUACCUCUCCUGUCAAUCUCACACGGUGAUGGAGAACUACUCCUACUUCUUCUUCCUCAGGAUGGAUGAGAACUACAAUAUCCUGCCCCACGGCGUCAACUUCCAGGACGCCAUCUUCCCCGACACGGCCGAGAACCGGCGAACCUUCUCCAGCCUCUUCCAGUUCUCCAACUGCACUCAGGGGAGCCAGCCGUUCCACACUUUCAGCCCCGAGUGGGACACUGCGGAAGACAGCAGGCUGCUGUGCUCCUCCAUGCAGGCGGCGCUGUUCGACGAGGAGGAGCGAGCCCGCAACCUGCAGGAGCGCCUAGCCGCCGCCGAGCGCAGGAACAAACAACUAAAGAGCCGCGUCCGUAAAGUGAAGCGCUCCCUGAGGAACGCCCGCAAGGCUACGCGCAAGGCCGAGCAGGAGGCGCAGGACCUGCUGGUGAGGCUCACGGCGGCCGAGCGCCAAGUCGGCCAUCACCUCAACACCAUCACGCAGGAAGAACCCCCGCCGGGGCGAUACGCCGGCUCGGCCCUACGGCAGAGAAUUCGACUCUGAUCAAACCUGAAGGUUGGACUAUGAGAGACUGCUGGGCGGUCUUUGCGGACAAAAACCAUCCCAGUAUCUGGAUUUCAGUCUCCAUUCAAGAUUUUCUCCAUGUUGAUUCAUAAAGGGUGGAAAAUCAAGCUACUGGUUCAUAACAUUUAUUGAAAAUGCUCAAAUGUAUUAUUCAUAUCCAAUAUCACCUAUUACAGCAUAUAGAAUAAAAUCUUGUGUCAGUUUAAGCAGCAAUCUGAUUGGCUGCAAAGUUUUUACUCAUAUUUUGAUAUAAUAAACUAGAUGGAAUGUGA